UCCGCCCCCCUCCUUUCCUUCGAGCUUGAACUCGUGGCGGUGAGAGGGUCCAUCUCCCGCGCUUUUCUUCAACUGGUCCUCGAUCCACGGUCUCUGCGGCCGCCGUCGCCGCAGCAGCGGUGGUGGAUCCGAUGCGCUCGACUCCAAAGGUCUCUCUCCGUUAGUUCUGGUUUGUUCCUUUGAGAUUCUGAUAUGGAUGACGUGGCGCAAUAUGGAGGGCCCUCUACAUGAUCCGGAGUUCAGGACCCUCCAUCGAACUUUUAUCAUCGUUUGUCGACUUUAUGUGAGGCGACAUGGGCUUGGAAUCCGCUCAUCACCAUCACCUUGAACCUCCGCCACCGCCACCAUCACCAACACCUCCGCUCGAGCUCUCCAACGGCUAGCUAAUCCCUGUGAGAGCUCUGAGUGCAUCCAAAGAGGGUUGAUUCGAGAGAGAAAGAGAUGGCCGACAAGCCGAGCCGGGCGCUGGUGAUAUAUGGGGACGGCCGCGCUUCUCUGCUCUCGCCCUCGCACGUCCAUCUCCACUCCUUCGCCUCUCGGGCCUCCUGUGGCUUUCUUUCCCUCCGAACUCCCCCUCCCGGUGAAUGUGAAAAUGACAGAAUGGUUAGAGAAUUAGCACAAUUAUUGGAUGCGUAUGAUUUCUAUACAGCAAGGAAUGGACAGCAUUAUGAAACAGAUGCUGAUGCGAAUCUAAAGGAAUCUUCCAUAUCAACAAUAUCACAGAGGUUUAUGGGUUUGAGAGCUGCUAUAAUUACUGUUUGCCCGAAUGUUAAAUCUUUCGCUAGAGAGCUUGGUUUCAGUGUUCUAGAAAUUGAUGAGUUGAUCACACAAUGUGAUCCCUCUAAUAACCACUUUCAAGAAAUUCCUGAAGAAUUUGCUAUAGCAUCUGAAUUGCUGAAGCUUCUAGGCUUUUUGGGAGGGAGAGUUCUAGAAAAAAGCGAGUUUGAUCUACUGAUUUUGCACAUCAAAACUAGUGAAAGAUCAAAAGAUCCAAAAGAAAAGAUGGUCAGUGACACUGGUGUUGAUUGGCUUAACAAGCUCGUAGGUGGAAUUAUGCAAGCAACAGAGCCAGGAUUAGAUAUCAGUUCUCGCCUACAUUUCUCAAUCAUAUUGAGCUAUGGCACUGUUUCUGCUAGGGAGGAUCAUUAUCCAUUUAUUUGGACCCCUGGAACAGAAACAAAUUCUGAUCUAUCUUUUCUCCACCCUCGUCAAAGUUACACCAUGAAAGGAGGAAAUACGUUAAAUGACAUCAGGCAUCACCAUCCAAUGCUAAUUGCUCAGUGGCAAGAGAGAGUAACCCGCUGGGAUAUGGUUAGGGAAUUCUCCUUCAAAGAAUUCAGAGAGCAUGGUGGAAAUCUUGCUAUACUUGCAGACAGAUUCCUGCAUGAAGUGGCAUUUAAACUCUGGAAGGCACCUAAAUAUGGAGCCUGAUACUAUCAUUUGUGAAGGUGUAAUUGGUUGAAUAACUAACCUGAUCUCAGGCUUGUGAAGCUAAAAGUAUGCUUAAAUGUCUCCGUAGCUGCUGGGUCAUUUUGGCCAUUUUGUGUUGCAAAGCUUGUCAGGAAUCACUUAUGAGACUGACGAUGCUUAAUCCUUCCAAAGAAUGAGACUCUUAACUCCUCUCUAACUUUAUAGAGUCUUCUCUCUUGUAUCGUCUUUCAAUUUAUUAUGCUAGCACUUACAAAUCAGUGAUUGCUGGGCUAUGAUUUUGCAAUGCCAAGAAAACAAUGAUCAUCUGAUGGAUGCUGUACUUUUACUGA
Messenger RNA from Phoenix dactylifera (date palm), 1760 nucleotides. RefSeq lists its product as uncharacterized. NCBI's taxonomy places the organism in Eukaryota, Viridiplantae, Streptophyta, Magnoliopsida, Arecales, Arecaceae. The record is from RefSeq and is a predicted model, not a curated record.